GCAGGAGUACUAUUGCUACUCGCCUUGACGGCUGUCAUGGCUCUAGCGUACGCAAUUCCUCCCAACCGGCCCAACACGAACAGCAACUGACCUCAAACCAGCUCCUUCCUGGCAGGCGCGCUUCCUCUGUCCAUGUCCCUGUCGCAGUCGCAAAUGCGUCUCAUAUCCAGUAUAGGAAUCGGUAUACUAGUCGGCACAUCACUUAUCGUUAUUAUACCCGAAGGUGUGUCCGCCAUCUCAGAGGCCUCCCUGGCAGCAGGCCACGUACACGGAGCCAAGCGACACGUCAUAACCAGAACCAACGAUUUGAUGCACUGGAACCCAGAGACGGGUACUUACACCAUCACCUCAAAAGCCAGGAGAUCCGAUGGUUUGUUGCAGUGGGACGGAGACGCAGCUGUCUAUACAACCACUUCUAGGGCCAAAAGAGCCAACGACCUGAUGCAAUGGGACCAAGAGGCAGGUGUUUACGCAGUACCGGACAAAGCCGCCAAGGAACCACAUCUGGGGCAGACACUGCCCGUCAUCAUGCCCGACGUCGACACAACAACCCCUAGUGCUGCUAUAGUGGGCCAGCCAAGGGAGGAAGACCCCCCGACCAACACGCCCUCCGAUCAUGCUCCAGAGCCGCCCGAGUCCGUACCUACCUUCUGGGUAGGACUCUCUCUGAUACUGGGCUUCGUCCUGAUGUUUCUCAUCGACCGCCUGCCGCGCCACGCAUCGGACAACUUUACGCCUCCGCCAGCACCCCGCCAUAUCAGUCUGAGCAACCUAGGUGCUUCAGGCCUCCCAGGUGACGACGAGGAGAGCGACGGGUUCCUGAGCAGUCUAACACCGACACCCAAGCAAUCGAGGAGCCUAGCAACCACAACGGGAUUGGUAAUUCAUGCCGCAGCCGAUGGUAUCGCGAUGGGCGCCUCAGUCGGCGGUUCGGACACGAAACUCGGCUUCAUCGUGUUUAUCGCCAUCAUGGUACACAAGGCACCGGCAGCCUUCGGUCUGACGUCGCUUCUACUGAAACAGGGCCUAUCGAAACGGGCUGCGAGAGGCCACCUCAUUGUUUUCAGCCUGGCCUCGCCGGCCGGCGCUUGGGCAACAUUUAUACUAGUGAACCUCCUGGGAGGUCGAGGAGACGGAGGCCAGCCUGGCGAGUGGAACCAGUGGUGGACCGGCAUGUUGCUACUGUUCUCUGCCGGAACCUUUUUAUACGUCGCUAUGCACGCGAUGCAGGAGGGCGACGCUCACUCCUCCCACGACAUGACCAAUGGAAAUGGCUAUGGGGAGAGCCCGACGCUGGGCCAGAGAAAGCAGGCCAGACCCCAGAUGAGAGAUACGAUCGCGACGGUUGUGGGCAUGCUGUUGCCGUUACUUACACAGUUUGGGCAUCAUCACUAGGACUGGAUGCCAUGGCUGUAUAAUUUCUGAGUCGCUCUGUACAGCUAUCCGGUUUUUGAUUUGCAUUGUUGGUUCAAGGGAAGAAGAAACAAUCGUCGACUUCUCCAAAUGUACUCAAAUGUUGAUGAUCAUGAAGCCCGUCGACCAUAGCCAAGUGGUAACAAGAUGGUUACGACAGCUGUAUAGUAUUAAUUACCCUCUAUUUGCUACAAAGGAGCCG
Truncatella angustata is the source of this 1615-nucleotide messenger RNA. RefSeq names its product ZIP zinc transporter-domain-containing protein. Lineage: Eukaryota; Fungi; Ascomycota; Sordariomycetes; Amphisphaeriales; Sporocadaceae. The transcript has 3 exons. Gene Ontology annotation, biological process: zinc ion transport; transmembrane transport. Gene Ontology annotation, molecular function: metal ion transmembrane transporter activity. The coding region runs from base 133 to 1395 and encodes 420 amino acids. The record is from RefSeq and is a predicted model, not a curated record. Gene Ontology annotation, cellular component: membrane.